This is a messenger RNA of Magnolia sinica, 644 nucleotides long. Its product is annotated as pathogenesis-related protein PRB1-3-like. The coding region runs from base 81 to 644 and encodes 187 amino acids. The transcript has a single exon. NCBI's taxonomy places the organism in Eukaryota, Viridiplantae, Streptophyta, Magnoliopsida, Magnoliales, Magnoliaceae. The record is from RefSeq and is a predicted model, not a curated record.
GUAUAUAUAUAACUAUAAUAACACCAGGUUUUCAUCAAAACCCACAACAGAAAAUCCAAACCAUCAAAAUCCCAUCUCUCAUGGCCACCAUCAAAGGGUCCCUCUCAUAUGGGCUUUUGGGAACCUUCCUCCUCCUUUCCUCCACCCUCCUCCCUACCUUAACUUGCUCUGAUUCAAGCCAUGAGCUCCAAACAGCGCAAAUCGCGAGGCGGUCCCUAGGCGGGACGCCGGCGAAUGUUAUCCAACAGUAUCUAGCGCCGCACAAUCUCAUCCGGGCCCAGCUAGGCCUAAGACCACUGAGUUGGAGCGACGAGCUUGCCAGCUUCGCUGAGUCGUGGGGGAACCAGCGGCGGCGGGACUGUGCAUUGAUCCACUCCAAUAGCAACUACGGCGAGAACAUCUUCUGGGGUAGUGGGAAGAACUGGCAACCGUCUGAUGCAGUCGCUGCGUGGGCCGCCGAGAAACAGUACUACGACCCCCAGCGUAACCAGUGCUUGGAGAGAGAUUGCCUGCACUACACACAGAUGGUGUGGAGGCAAAGCUUGAGAGUAGGGUGUGCUAAGGUCAUCUGUGGCCGCGGCGACACGUACAUCACAUGCGAUUACGACCCACACGGCAAUGUGAUCGGCCAGCGGCCCUUCUGA